Molecule: messenger RNA, 1542 nt
Organism: Paramecium sonneborni
Lineage: Eukaryota; Ciliophora; Oligohymenophorea; Peniculida; Parameciidae
Source: the annotation of a GenBank genome assembly
AUGUUCAAACUCACACCAUCCAUAAAUUCAUAAAGAUCUACGCCAAAAUCAAUAAGAAGAUUGAGCUCAAUUAAUCAUUCUAAAGGAGAUAUACUUAUGAAUGAGUAUUUUAACUUACCAAUGAUAUCAACGAAAAGUACAAUUGGAAAUAAUAAAAAUAAUGGAUUUAAACCUAAUACAAUCUCAGUAAUAGAAGACUUGAAUAGAAAUAAUCAUUAAUAUUCUUAAAAGAACCCCAACAUUCCAUUAAAAUAGUUAUUGGGCUUAACAGAAAAAGAUUAAGAGUGUUAAACCUAAGACCUUCUUGAAAAGUAUUAUUAGAAUAAGAAAAUUGUUUAAGAAAGGAACUUAGAAAAAAGAAAAUAAAACAGAAUAUAAAUAGAAGAGAAAAGUAGUAAAUAAAGAUGUUAUAGCCUCUACUAAACUAAUGUACAAAAUUUCGACAAUUCAACUGAGAGCUUAAAACACUCUUUAAGAAGGUAUACAAAGAUAGAAGAGGAUAAAUAUAAUUCGAUUAGCUUAAAUUAGUCAACAAUAAUAAACCAUUUUCCACUAUAUUAAGAUUAGGUGAUCUUUAAUCAUUAGAUUAAAGAAAAUGAGAGAUUAAGAAGCAGUACAAACAAUUCCCGUAGAAAACUGAAAGCAGUGUUUCUAUUCGUAUUUUCAUCUAUGGUGAUUUCAAAAAACUAUAGUUUACGAAAAAAAGAGGAAAAAAAAACAAUAACUCUAUUAAAUAAAAAGCUUUAGAGUUGUUAGAAGGUUAUAAAUUCAAAUGGCAUAAAAUCCAUAGAAGCAUAAUAAUAAUAGUUCGUUUAAAUUAUUUCAAAUAAGGUCGUUCACUACUUAAAAAGUUAAACAUAUAUUGAUGAAUGUAAUUCCAUUGAUGAAAUUUCUAACCCAAUUUAGAAUAAGGAUUGGAAAAAACUUAGAGUUCAAUGCUUUUCUAGAUUGAUUUAUUAAAAUUUGGAAUUGCUGACUAGAGAGUGCAAUAUUCCAGAACUUAUAAAAUGCUAAUUAAUUGCUAGUCUUUUUAAAACCUCAAAAUAAGAAACAUCAUAUUUUGUAGGAGAGAGAUGUCAUUUUUAUUAAGCAAAUAAAAUUCAUAUUGAAAGGGAAUAAAAAUUGGCAAUAGCAACAGAAUUCUUGCUCUUUUAGAUAAUAAUUCCAAACUUAUUAUAAAUAGUGAAUAAUUUACCUACUUAUAAUUAGAAAUAUAAAAUUUAAACUUAAUAAAUAAUAGUAAUAAUUGCAAGUUUGUUGCAUAAAUAAUUUGUGAAUAGAUUUUAAAAUAUGAGAAAAUUGAAAAAUCCUAAUGGCAAUAUGGUCUAUAAAAAAUUGUCAAUAUAAUAUUAAAAAGAUGGUUUAUUUUGUAAUGAAAUAAACAUUUAAUAAAACACUGGUGAUAAUAAUGAAGUAUUAGAAGGAUUAUUAUAAAACGAAAAACUUGAAUAACUAGAAGGGUUAAAACCAAUAUGGAAAGAAUAAUUGGAUACACUAUUUGAAAAGAUCCUUUAAAAUGUAGAGACUUUAAUAAACUUUUGA